AUGAAAACAGGACGCCUCUACCUCAAGUCGACUAGCUGUAACCCCUCGAGAGCGAUCAAGGACGUACUUCCUGGCGGGAACAAAAAGCGAGCAGCUAUAAUGUUCUCUCCCGCUAAAGACUCGGCAAUAGGGAGACCGCUUGGCUCGAUUACUGUUUUCCAAACGACCCCAUCAGAGCAAACAGUACACGUUACACUGAACACCUUAGAAGAGCACGGUAGUUUUCGGCUUGUGGCGCCCCGUGAGUGGUUGAGUUGCAUGUCCCCGUCGGUGCUCCAGAGUACCCUCUUUAUCAUAAGCUAACAGAUGACUGGCCCCCAGGUCGGACUCCCAGGGGAGAUGAGCCGGCUAGAGGUUCCUGAGCUCCGGAUCGGCAGGGAGACUCGCCGACGGCACUCCUGGAUCGCUGGGU
Messenger RNA from Nezara viridula (southern green stink bug), 412 nucleotides. The record is from the annotation of a GenBank genome assembly. Lineage: Eukaryota; Metazoa; Arthropoda; Insecta; Hemiptera; Pentatomidae.